This is a messenger RNA of Drosophila gunungcola (fruit fly), 4895 nucleotides long. It is a transcript of the gene raskol, whose product is annotated as ras GTPase-activating protein raskol. Lineage: Eukaryota; Metazoa; Arthropoda; Insecta; Diptera; Drosophilidae. Gene Ontology annotation, biological process: regulation of GTPase activity. The transcript is spliced from 5 exons. The coding region runs from base 237 to 4490 and encodes 1417 amino acids. The record is from RefSeq and is a predicted model, not a curated record.
AUACUUCCUAUGAGAAGGCGUGCCGCCGUGGAUCCGCCCCCACCACGCCCAUUUUGGGCAGCAAACAACACCAGACGGAGCACAAUGCCACCUCGCGAUUCACCAACUUCUUUUCCAAAAAGUAAGUUUUAUUUGUACGGACCAAGUCGGUGACCAAGCUGGAGCGGACCAAGCGCGGUUCGGGCGGACUGAGGGGAUCCCGAUCGCACGAGAGCCUGCUGUCCAGUCAUGCCGUCAUGUCCACCAUAGAUCUCUCCUGCAAUGGGGCAGUGGGCGUGGCACCCGUGCACCAGUCCGUUUUGGGGCGACGUCACUGUUUCCAGGUGCGCGGCGGGCCGCGUGGCGAGCGUUACUACUCGUGCGGAUCGCGCCAGGAGCGUGACCUCUGGAUCUACUCGCUGCGCAAGUCGAUCGCCCCGAAUGCGGAGCACACCCGUCGCACGGACAACUCGCUGAAGAUGUGGGUCUACGAGGCAAAGAAUCUGCCGCCAAAGAAGCGAUACUUCUGCGAACUGCAGCUGGACAAGACGCUGUACGGGCGGACUUCGGUGAAGCUGCAGACGGAUCUGUUGUUUUGGGGCGAGCACUUCGACUUCCCCGACAUACCCGAGAUCAAUGUGAUCAAUGUGAAUGUGUUCCGUGAGGUGGACAAGAAGAAGAAGCGGGACAAGUACCAGUUUGUGGGCUCGGUGACGAUACCGGUGCGCGACGUGACCUCCAGACUGCCCUGCGAGCACUGGCAUCCCAUACUGAGCGAAAAGGCGGGCGAUAGUCUGGGCCGGACGUCGGGCGGCGGCGGAAGUGGCUCCGGCAAGGACAAGGACCAGCUGCCCACGCUGAGGAUCAAGUGCCGGUUCCAGAGCACCGAGAUCCUGCCCAUCAAUGUGUAUGGCAACUUCUUGGCCUAUCUGAAGGAGAACUACAAGCGCGUGUGCGAGACCCUCGAGCCGGUGAUUGGGGUGAAGGCCAAGGAGGACAUUGGACAGGCCCUGGUGCUGCUGAUGCAUGCCCAGGGAUUGGCCGGCGCCUUCCUCACCGAUGUGGUGGCCCUCGACCUGCUGCGCGUGGGCGACCAGAGGCUGACGUUUAGGGGCAACUCACUGGCCACCAAGAGCAUGGAGGCAUUCCUCAAGCUGACGGGCGAACAGUAUCUGCAGGACACCCUGUCGGCGCCCAUCAACGAGCUGAUUCAAUCGGAGCGGGACUGCGAGGUGGAUCCCACGAAGGCGAGCGGUUCGUCGGCGGGCUCGCUGCAGCGUCAGCAGGCCGCCCUGCGCGGCGCUGUGCGGGGGGCGUGGCAGUGCAUCUUUGAGUCGCACAAGCACUUUCCCGCCCAGCUGCGCAAUUGCUUUGCCACGUUCCGGGAGCGCUUGCAGCAGCUGGGCCGCCAGGACAUGGCCGACAACCUGAUCUCGGCGAGCAUCUUCCUGCGCUUCCUGUGCCCGGCCAUCCUGUCGCCGUCGCUGUUCAACAUCACCACCGAACUGCCAUCGGCGCGGGCCACACGCAACCUCACGCUGGUGGCCAAGACGCUGCAAACGCUGGCCAACUUCACCCGCUUUCAGGGCAAGGAGAACUUCAUGGAGUUCCUCAACGAUUUCCUCGAAGCGGAGGCCGACCGGAUGCAGCAGUUUCUCGAGAUAAUAUCCACGCGACCGGAGCACCCGGCCCCCGAUUCGAUACUCGACUGGGCUGGCUACAUUGACCAGGGCAAACAGCUGUCCAUCCUCCACACGCUGCUCAGCGAGAGUCUGGCCAAGCUGCCGGAGGCCAGGCAGCACGAACUGGACCCCCUGCAGCACAUUCUGGACGAGAUUAGCCGGGCCAAGGAGCAGGGCUCGGGCACAGCGCUGCCCGGUGGCUAUCUGCCGGCCACAUCCGCCUCCUCCACGCACUCGAUAGCCAGCGAGAAUCAGGAGAAUCGCAAUCCGGGCUCGGCGGCCCCGCAUGCGGGCUCCAAUCCGGAGCAGUUGCUGCCGCAGCAAAGCCAGUUGGCCCAGCCGCAGCAUGCGAUUGUUAGCAAACCCUUGUCGGCGGAGCGUGGCAUAAUGCGAGGUGUACUCACGCCGAAUUCCCUGGAGAAGAAUAUCUUUCGUUACAAUGAUCCCACGGUUAAUGGUUUUCUCCAGCAGCAGCAGCAGCAGCAGCAGCAGCAGCAACAACAGCAGCAACAGCAGCAGCAACUGCAACAACAACAGCAUCCGCACCACCAGCAUCCCCUACAGCUGCUAUCCAAUUCGCAAACGUCCAUUGCCGGCGGCAAUCAGUAUAUGAGUUCGCCGGGUGGCCUGCAGCAUGCCCAAUCGCAGACCUCGAUGGCAUCCUCAUCGAUUAAUGGCAGCAUCAGCAAUCUGCUGCAUGGCCACCAUCCGCAGCAACAGAUGCAGCUGCAUCCACAUUCUCAGCCACAGGCACAACCACAUCCACAUGCGCAUCACUGCCCGCCGGCGCCGCAGACGAGUGCCUCCAGCACCAUGGAGCGGAUGGAGCGGAUGAACUAUCCGUAUUUGGCGCACAAUGGCAACGACUACGAGUCCAACACGACGCCAUCCAGCACUCGCUCCAAGACACUGCCACGCAACGGGAAUGGAAAUGGAAAUGGCAAUGGCAAUGGCAACGGUAUUGGAAUCCAAUCCAAUGGCAAUGGCAACAUGAGCAGCAAUAACAACCAGAGUGGCAGCUACGACGACAUGCACGGCGAGUUCCAGAUCCAGAUAUCGGGGCUGGAUACGAGCAGUGCCUUUGUGUGCAAGUCACCCACGCCCAUGAUGAAAUCCAGUUUGGGUCCAGCUGGGGCGGCACGAGGCGGCCACCACAAGCUGAACCUGGGCAUACCCGAUCAUUCGGUUGGCUAUGUGCGGGGCGGCGGUGGCAGCAGCCUCAAUCCCAACUCGAAUAUGCCCAAGAAUCUGGAGGAUCUCGACGAUCUGUUCAAGUAUGCCGAGGAGCAUGAUGUAGCGGAGCCGGCUAACCAUCAUUUGCACAGCCAGAGUGCUCACCAGAGUGGCCAACAGAGUGGUCACCAGAGUGGUCACCAGAGUGGUCACCACAAGCCCGCUGGUGUGCCCGGCAAGGAGCAGCUGUCGGCGAAGAGCAGCCACUGCAGCUCCGGCUACCAGAGCAUCUCCACCAAUCCCUCGCCCUCGCAGUCCUCCAGUCCCGUGGAGAGCCAGCUGAAGGCCGCGAUGGGCAGUCACAAUGCGCCGCUGGCCUUCAAGAAUCCCUCCUACCAGCUGCAGCAGCCCCCAACGGGCUCGUCCCGUUCUUCGGCUGCAGCUAAUCCCCACCAGCAACAGCAGCAGCAGCAACAGCAGUUUGGUAGCCGCCUGAAACCCAUUGGCGGUGGCUUAGUGGCCGCCAGGGCGGCGUUCCUCAAUAGCGGCGGAGCGUUGGAGGUGGCGGCCACCCUGACGCCCAGUUCCUCGGAUGAACAGCUGUCGGGGGACAACUACUUCAGCUAUGCAGCGGCGGCGGCGGCCGGAGCGGGCAUGUCCACCAAGCUGGAGGCCCAACGCUCGCUCAGCGGCGGCAGCAGCUCCUCCACCUCGGCCUCGGCGGCAUCCACCUCGAAUCUGGGCAAGAGCGCUGGCUCCUCCGCCUACGGUCGGCUGAAUGGGCCGCUCAAACGGGAGGAUGUCUAUGGCAGUGGUUACGGCGGCAGCAGCGGCAAUGUCGGAUAUGGCCUCUCCACUUCCAGUGUGGCUGCAGCCCAUCAGCAGCAUCAACAGCAUCAGCCGCAUCAGCAGCUCCAGCUGCAGCAGCAUCAGCAGCAAAGGGAAAGGGAACGGGAUAGGGAUAGGGAUAGGGAGCAGGAACUGAAGCAGUACGCAGGCAGUGUUUCGGGCAGUGUGGGAUCGGCCAAUUCGGCGGCCCAGAGGCGUCUGAGUUUGGAUUCGGCACGCACGCUCUCCGACAGCAGCACGGAUACGGAGGGACACUGCAAUCAACUGCAGGAGGGCAAGCGACGCAGGCAGUUGCGCAGCAGUGGCGGCAGUGGCAGUGGCAGCGGCGGAGGAGGAGGAGGAGGAGCCGGUUCGGAACAGGGACUGGGCAAGAGCUAUGACCAGAACGGGGAGAUCCAGCUGCUGCAACAGACGCUGGACACGCUCCGGCACACACUCGACCGGGACGAGGCGGAGCUGCGCGACUCCAGUGACGAGCUGUUCGGCCUCCAGCGACCAGCGGGCAGCGCCGGCAGCAACGGGUCCAACAAUCUCAGCCUGCAGUCGGAGUCCACCAUGCGCAGCAUCAUCGACAGACUCAUCACCAUGGAGGAGGAGCUGCGCCGCGAGCAGCUGAAGAUGUCGCUGGCGCUGUCGCACAAGCAGCGCGUGAUCGAGGAGCAGGGCCAGCAGAUCGCGGCACUGGACGCGGCCAAUAGCCGGCUGUUGAGCGCCCUGACCGCCCUGCGCCAGCGGUACGAGACCCAGCAGCAGCAGCAACAGCAGCAGCAGCACCAAGCACCACCAAAGACCCAGAAGCCGCAGUGAGCGGAUGGGGGAGGAAGGGUAGAGAUCGGAGGAGGAUUGCAAGGAGACCGGAACCGGAACCGAGACCUUGGCUAACUGACGGGUGGCAUCUUUGUUGUACACAACAUGCAAACUUAUGGACACCGUCGCGGUUCUGUCUUAAGGAUACCUUUUUGUUUAUUUUUUUUUAGCUAUUUUUUUUGUAUGCUACAUAAAUUAUACUACAUGUUUAAUAUAUAAUUACACACAUAACAAACAUACAUUAUAAAUAAUUUCUCAAUCUUAUGUUUAAAAACAAAAACGAAAUGUGAAAACGCAACUGCAAAAGCAGUAAGAUAAACCGCAGAAGUACGGAGCAUGGAAGUGAAGAAGAAACAAGAACAAGUUAAGAUAAUGAAUAAAAUUAUAACCAAAGUUAGACAAAAA